Messenger RNA from Physella acuta, 3806 nucleotides. Its product is annotated as protein lifeguard 1-like. NCBI's taxonomy places the organism in Eukaryota, Metazoa, Mollusca, Gastropoda, Physidae. The record is from RefSeq and is a predicted model, not a curated record. Gene Ontology annotation, cellular component: membrane.
ACUAGUAAUGUGAAAAACAGAGUUGUCUAGGCCAGUGCUCAACAAAAUGUAUGACCAAGAAGCAGGGGAACAAUUCUUCAAUGAAGACUCGUUCCAAGAAAAAGCUGUUAGACUUGGAUUUAUUCGGAAAGUUUAUGCCAUUCUAUCUGUGCAGAUUGGCAUCACUGCUGCGCUUAUAGCUCUCUUUGUCUAUGUAGAUCCAGUCAAAGAAUACUCAAGAGACAAUCCAUGGAUGUGGAUUUUGGCCUUUGUCAUGACCUUUGUCAUCAUCAUAGUUCUUGCGUGCUGCCCAGACUUCAGGAGGAGAUCUCCAAUCAAUAUGAUUCUUCUCAUGACUUUCACUGGUUGUGAGGGAAUCCUGCUAGGAGCUGUUUCAAGCCAUUAUGAAAAAGAUGAAGUGUUGAUGGCUGUAGGCAUCACAGCAGUUGUUAGUAUAGCCCUGACAGUGUUUGCAUUCCAAACCAAGUGGGACUUCACAAUGAUGGGAGGGCUCCUCUUUGUUUUUGUCAUUGUUCUCUUUUGUUUUGGACUGCUCUGUGCUAUCAUCCAAAGCAGGUGGUUGAGCUUGGUUUACUCAUCUAUUGGUGCUCUGCUCUUCUCCGCAUACCUGGUGUUUGACACACAGCUGAUGCUGGGAGGAAAACACAAAUACUCCCUCUCACCUGAGGAGUACAUCUUUGCUGCCCUUAACUUGUACCUGGACAUUGUAAACCUCUUCCUCUUCAUCCUCUCCAUCAUUGGCAGUUCCAGAGAUUAAAGGUCAAGGUUUAUGUGAUAUACAGCAUAUAUUUAAUGUGAUUUAUUGCAGCCAGGCUUAACAACAGUUAAAUGUGAUUUGCUUAGGUUGUAAAACAUGAUUAGGUUGUACCAAGUGAUUAGGUGUUUUUGGUGAAAUACAAUGACUUAUCAUUUCAUUUUACAACAUGGCUUAUAAUCCUGCUCAUUUUUUCUUCUUUGUCGUGGGCAAAAUAUUAUAACAGACUUCCUUUGUGGUUUAUUAAGUCUUAUAAUUAGGUGUUUUACAUCAUCAUAAUUAAGCUGAUUUCGUUGUUUUAUAUUUGUUUGUUUUUAUGAUCUGAGUACACAUAAGAAAAAAAAUCUCAUCAAAUCUCUCCAAUCUGCUUAACAACUCUAUUCUCUUCACAUUUUUGGUGAAAUUUAGAACGGACAAUUUUGGUGAAAAGUUGGAUGACAAAAUUGGUUAAAUAUUUUAUGGUUGUUCUUAAACAUUAUUAGCAUAGCAAGGCAAAUAUAAAAUUUUACCUGGUGAUUUAAUUUUUUAAUCCUGUGAUGAAACUGCUUCAAAUAGUGAUGUGGUUAACCAGUUAAUUAUAAUCAAAAUAACCAGCCUGCAGUGUGAACAUCUUUAGAGCUGCACAGACUUUGUUGCUCCUUAAAGGGUUAACAGAUAAUUUAUUUUUGUACAUGUUGGUAUUUGGUGUACAUGGUAAGUUCUGUCCAAAUUUUGACUUUUGUCAAACUUACCUAUUGUACAAAGAUUAAUUCUUGACAAACUUAUGUGAGUAGUAUCCAGGAUUAUUUUUUUAAAACCCUUUACUGUGGAUUUGAGUGCUUACUGUACUGUAUGUGGUACUGUCUUUUGUGCCAGACUUGUGUUUAUGUGUAGAAUUGAAGUUCAUAAGUAAUGAGGUUUUAAACGUAUGGACGGAAGCCAGAAACAAGUUUGAUUUUGUUUGUAUGCUUUUCUCUUUGUUCUAUCAAGGGAGCUAAUUUUUAAAGUUCAUUUUUUUAAAUAAUGAAAGUUGAGUUAGUGAAAUUUAAAGUAAUUAAAAUCUACCUUUGCUAUGUUGAAUCAGGCUUCUGUUAUUUAAUGAAGUGAUAGCAAAAAAUAAAAUACUGGUAGUUCCAGUGACUGCAGAAAUUGUUUUUGACAUUUAAAAUGUUUUUUAUCAUAAAGCUGUGGAUUCUCUUUUGGUUUUUAAAAAUUGUUUUCUAGGUGUGAUUUUUUUUUAUCAUAUGUUAAUUAUUACACUAUUUAAUUUAGACUUUAAGCAUUAUACAGGGAAAGUUUCAUGUGUUUUAGUUUUCAGUCAGUCAGGUAUGUGGAUAUCUAAAGAAAAUUUAAUUUUAAGUGGCAGGAUUAAAAAAAAGUAAUUUUACUUUUGGCCAUAACGUUUUACACUAGGGCAGUAAAGGGUACAUGACAUUUUUUUUCUUGUGGGAUUUUAACUUGCUUUGGCAGUUUUUCCACCCCCCUGUAUUCUUGUCUUUGUUCAUUAAUUUGAAAAAUCCUUUAUAAUUUAAAUAGGAUUUUCUGCUUAAACAGCCAAUUUUUUCCAUUCCAAUCGACUGUGCUUGCUUUACAUAACUUGAAAGAUAAGAAUAUUCAUGAACUUGAUGCUCUGUACUUUGGCUCAGUGAGUAGGCCUCCAGCUAGUGGAGCUGUUGACAGAUUAUUGCUGACUUUUGGUAUUUAGUCUGUUUCAGGGAUUCCCCUAAUGCUAACAAUUCCUUCACCUAGGUUAGUUCUAUUAUAGACCAGAUCAUUCUUGGAUCCUGAGGUGCCACACACUUUAAAAAAUAUUAAAAUUAGAGCUUUAAAAAUUAGACAUUUAAUGUUUUAGGAAUCUAUAUUAUAGAAAUUUCAAAUGUGGAGACCUUGAAAUAUUUUUGAUUUUGAUGCUCCAUUUUAUUUACAUUUUCUUGACUGUCAUUGCUAGUUGUAUUAGUUAUCUAGUACAAACUUUGAUUGACUAUUUUUUAAUUACGACAACCAUAGUAGUAGUAGUUUCUUUGCUCAUUUGUAUUUGAAAGUAUGUUUUUACUGCAUCAUUGAAGGUGUUAUUCAUUUUUUUUUUAAAAGUUAGAAACCAAUACUUGCAUGCUUUUUGUAAUAUCCCCUAUAAUUUAUACUAAGAUUGUUUUUUUUCCUCAACUUUUUAGUCACCAGAAAUAUUAAAAACACCAAACAAUUUGAUGAAAACAACAUGUACUUUAGUUUUUAUAAUCAUGUUGUAGUAGCACUGUGCAGGUUUUAUAAAUGUUUAUUUGCCCCUGAAGAGUGGUCUAAGGCCACUGGGUAGAGUUGUGUCCCAUCAUAUCCUUACAGUGGGGUAGCCAGAGUUGUGUCCCAUCAUAUCCUUACAGUGGGGUAGCUUUUUAAUUACAGCGCCCUGAAAUCCAUCCACCAGGAAAGAUUUUACAGGCAAUCUUUUUUUCCCCUUUGUGUAAAUACAUUUGCAUGUCAUAAUUUUCAGUACUUAUUAUAUAUUCAAGUUUUCCAGUUAUUUUUGGAGGGUUACGUUGUCAGCUUUUUUUUGUGCUGACAGUUUCAGUAUUUAUAUCCCAGGUUUUUCUUUUUUAUCAAUUUAAAAAAAAAUUGUGAACUGCCAUGUCAGCAAAAUCUAGUCAAUAGAGAUGUUUUAAUUUAAAAAUAGGCCUAUAUAAAAAAACAAACCCACUAUUGUUUGAAUGGCCUGAUCAAUUUAAGGUUUUAAAAAAUAGUCAUCUGAUUGUUUAAAACAAAAGGGAUCAUUGAUUUUUUUUUAAAAAAAGGUCGUUUGAUUUUUAAAAAUUGUUACCUGGUCUUUAUAGGCUUAAUUUUAGAACUGGAAACUUACAUUCAGAUAAUUCAAUUCCAUUUCGUUUUCUGUUCCUUUUUAUAAUAUGGAUUAUGUUCUGAAAGGGGUAAAUUUUAUCUUGUAGAAUGUGAAAAGUGUGAAACAAAACACACCUUUCUAACCUCUGUAAAUAGAAGAUUUUUAUUUACCAAUCUUUCUUGACUCAGUAUUGUAAUUUUGUUGUUUCUUGACAAGUUAGGAUUCAUUAAAAUGUUUAAGCUUAAA